This is a messenger RNA of Danaus chrysippus (African queen), 225 nucleotides long. The record is from the annotation of a GenBank genome assembly. Lineage: Eukaryota; Metazoa; Arthropoda; Insecta; Lepidoptera; Nymphalidae.
AUGAAAUGGGCCGCAUUAAUAAUAGAUGCAGCAGUUAUUCAAGCGCCAUUCAUUCCGGCCAUGCGCUUUUGUUUAGCAUUCGAUGGUAGACUCGGAGGCGCAAAUGACGCGGCGCGCGGUAUUGUCGCGGCAUUAAUGAGCCCGCGCUACUCCCGACUUCCUCCGAGUUCCUCCCGGUUCCCAGUUCCCAGCGACGGCCGGCGGACAGCGGAAGAGGAAAAUUAA